This is a messenger RNA of Monascus purpureus, 1125 nucleotides long. NCBI's taxonomy places the organism in Eukaryota, Fungi, Ascomycota, Eurotiomycetes, Eurotiales, Aspergillaceae. The record is from the annotation of a GenBank genome assembly.
AUGGGAUUAUUUCAACCCGUCGAACCGGCCAUUGCGCCUUUCGCACAGCGGCCGAUUAUCAUCCUCGGCGCAGGAAUCAUUGGAUGUGCUACGGCCCGACAGCUUCUUCUCGCUGGAUUCCAGGUGACGCUGGUUGCCGAAUAUCUGCCCGGAGAUCAGAGUAUCCUCUACGCCUCGGCUUGGGCUGGUGCAGCAUGGCAUGCAGCGAGUGGAAUAACUCCUGAUCAGAGAUAUCUCCAGGCCGUGACGUACCGGCAUCUACUGAAGAUGGCUCGGGAGGAGCCAGAGUCGGGGGUCUGCAUUGUCAAGGGGUUGGAGUAUCUCGAACAACCCCCGGACAAGAGUUCGUCCAUCUGGGGGAAGACGGUGCUGCCGAACUUCCGCGAUCUAAAGCAAGGCGAAUAUCCAUCCAACUUCAGCUGCGGCUGGUCCUACGAAACCCUCGUCACCAAUCCCACACUCCACAUGCCGUACCUGAAGAAGAGGAUCACCGAGCUCGGAGGCCAGUUCGUCCAGCAACGCGUCGAGUCCCUGCAGGAACUGUACGACAUGUUCCCGGACGCCCGGAUCUUCAUCAAUGCAAGCGGUUGGGGAAGCAAGCUUCUCAGCGACGUUCGAGACGACAAAUGUUUCCCCGAACGAGGCCAGAAUGUAUUCUUCAAGACCGAAGAUUGCAACACCAUGUACUUCCGUAACGGAAAGGAAUAUACAUAUGUCAUUCCCCGACCUCAAUCGCACGGCGUGAUUCUGGGAGGCGUGAAACAGGCGGAUAAUCUGUAUGUGAGCCAUGGACACAGCCAGUAUAGUAUAUAUCAGAUGCUGAACCGGAACAGUUCCCCAGAAAUCGAUAUGGACAUUGCCCGAGAUGAGAUUGCGCGCGCACACCGACUGGCUCCUGAAGUCGUCCCGGAGAAGCCGUCCGAGGACUCGCUGAGCUAUAUCGUCGGUAUUCGUCCGUCGCGGAAGGGCGGAUUUCGCCUGGACUCCGAAAAGAAGGGAAGUCGCGUCGUCUUAUCCGCGUAUGGUUUUGGUGGAGGGGGGUAUGCGUUCUCGUAUGGCAUCGCCGAUGCUCUGGUCAAGAUGGUGGAGAAGGCAGAACGGGAGAAUGUGAUUGAUAUUGCAUGA